Messenger RNA from Orbilia oligospora ATCC 24927, 1719 nucleotides. RefSeq lists its product as uncharacterized. The transcript is spliced from 6 exons. Gene Ontology annotation, molecular function: protein binding. The record is from RefSeq and is a predicted model, not a curated record. The coding region runs from base 1 to 1719 and encodes 572 amino acids. Lineage: Eukaryota; Fungi; Ascomycota; Orbiliomycetes; Orbiliales; Orbiliaceae.
AUGCCCGCGGCUCUUCGACUGGCCGUUGUGGCCAUUUUUGGUGCAGCAUCGACAUCCGCAGCCUGCAUCUCGCUUUCCGGUUCUCGCCUCUGCCCGGCAUUCAAUGGCUCGUCUGUUUCUACCGAUAGUGCGGGGAAUUUUCCAUUCCUGGCCUUCGUCUCCAACACCCAGGAUUUUGAUACCAAAUUUGCUACAUACAUAACGGACCAAUAUGUGCAAACAAAAUACCAGGACCUACUCGGCUGCACCGGACUGAAUUUAUCGGAUACGUCGAACUUGUACGCACGAUUUACAACCAGCAUUCUUUGCAAUCGUAUGGUGCAGGAAGCCCAGGGAUCGUGUAGAUCGGAAAAUGCCCCGGCUGUGCUAUGUGCUGACAGCUGUGCACAAUUCGCUACUAGCGAACAGAUUAUUGCGUCCGAUCCUAUGACCUGUAAUUCGACACGGUCCGACAAGACUGAUCAAAUUCGCUCCGACUUUACAAUUUGUGCGCUGCCUGCCGAUUCUCUUAGUGGGAGAUGCAUACCAGCUAUUGAAAACGAAAGCAGUAAUUGUGGUUAUAAUAAUAAUCUUCCCGGGCUAUGCUCUUAUUGUGGCACAAGUUCUCCUAAUGCGACAGAUACUUGCUGCUAUAAUGUCGACCUUAGCGAAUGUGCCGGGGUCCGACUACCUCCGACAACUUCGCUGCCUCCUCUGUUCACUACGACUGUAACUGCUACCCCAACGGGUGGCGCUGGAUCUGGCAGCGACAACAAGCUAUCGGGCGGUGCUAUUGCCGGGAUUGCGGUCGGUGCCAUUGCAGCUAUCGCCUUAAUUGCAUUACUCGCCCUCUGUCUGGUCCGAAAAAAGAGAUCGAAGGUUACCAAGGACGAAGGCUCAAUUUUCAACCAACAAUCACCCCGCCGACGAACAUUAGAGCAAGGUCAGAUGGUGUAUCCACAGGGCAGUCGAAAUGAGGGGUAUGAGGCUCUUCCCAGCAACAGAAUUGCUAGGAUGUCUGCGCUGGAGAAUAAUAAUACCUCGAGCGAGGUCGGUGCUACACCUUCGACCCGGGGAGCACGUAGUGGGCGUGGACGGUUUAGUUCUUCGUCGCCCGCUCCAUACGGAGAGAAGGCGUUGAUGCCACCACCCAGAGGCUCUAGGACUGUUUCGGUAUCCAGUGGCUCGAUGCUUGAUACUAUGAACUCGCCAAUGUCGGAUGCUCGGGGUGGUAUCUCAUCACCGAUGUAUAACGGUAGUUCCCAGUCGGAGCAGUUGCCAGCGUUUAAGGAUUAUUAUUCGGCUGACAACAUCAAACCGGGUGACGAUGUGGCGACUCUUUGGGCGUAUGCUCCCCGUGCCAAGGACGAGUUUGAGCUAGAGAGGGGUGAUAUGCUUCGGGUCCUGGGCAUCUGGGACGACGGUUGGGCUACUGGUGUCCGCAUUAACGGUCGAGCAGAAGAUUACGUGCAGAGGAGACCGCAGCGGGACAGUGGCCUUUCUGCUCAAACAGAUCCGGAACUAAACGACCCCACAAUAGGCGCAGACGUUAAAGCUUUCCCACUUGUUUGUGUAUGCUUGCCACAACAUUGGCAAUUGACAAUCGAGCGAGAAAGCGAAGAAGAGUUCGGCGGGCCUGGAGUAGAACACCGCAGCUCGGACGAAGUGAAUGAGAAGGCCAGCUCCUCUGCAUCGAGAAGGAAUCUUGGUUCUGAUCCUGCUUCUGAUCCUAAACGGUAA